Rhopilema esculentum is the source of this 5710-nucleotide messenger RNA. RefSeq names its product TAF6-like RNA polymerase II p300/CBP-associated factor-associated factor 65 kDa subunit 6L. Lineage: Eukaryota; Metazoa; Cnidaria; Scyphozoa; Rhizostomeae; Rhizostomatidae. Gene Ontology annotation, cellular component: SLIK (SAGA-like) complex; transcription factor TFIID complex; SAGA complex. Gene Ontology annotation, molecular function: protein heterodimerization activity; transcription coactivator activity; RNA polymerase II general transcription initiation factor activity. Gene Ontology annotation, biological process: transcription initiation at RNA polymerase II promoter; RNA polymerase II preinitiation complex assembly. The record is from RefSeq and is a predicted model, not a curated record.
CUCCUUUUCAAAUUUUACCGCCAUAUUUUAUGCUGGGCAGAAAGGAAGAAUGUAGUUUGUAGAGCAAGCUUCAACGAAAUCAAAAACACCGUGUCAGAAAUGAAUCAUCAGCCAGCAUCAAAAUUUGUUGUUCUACCAAAGAACUCAGUUGGACUAUAUGCCGAAAGUGUUGGGCAUGCAAAUCUGCCGGAAAAUAUCCUUGCUAGCCUUUCAGAAGAUGUGACAUUCAGACUCAGGGAAACGAUAAAUAAUGCAUUAAAAUUCAUGAGGCAUAGCAAGCGAAGAUACUUAGCAACAGAUGAUUUUAAUAAAGCUCUCAAAUGGAGUAACAGCCCGACUGUCUAUGGACAAGGUGGUGUGGAUGUACCAAGCUUUAGGUCAUUCAACUUCAAAGAUUCAACAAUCUCUUUCACUGAAGAUAAGGACACAAAUCUUAGAGAAACUGCUUUUGAUUCAACUCUUCCUGCUGAUCCUGGUGAAGUUUCUAUUAAAGCACAAUGGUUGGUUUUUGAAGGUCAUAAUUGUUCUGGAGGAAAACAAAGCAAAGAGGAAAUCCCAAAUAGAGAAGAACUUGAAGAGCCAUUUGCAUCUUAUUUGGAGCAGAUAAUUUUGUCUGUGUUUGGCACAAACCUGAAUGCACGAAAGGUUGCGCUUGAUAAUAUUCGUACAAGUGGCAAAUUGCAGAGCAUACUGCCAUACAUGGUAACGUUUCUCGCAAGCCAGGUAAAGUCGUGUAGUGGAAGUGAAGGCUUGAAGACGAUCGUAACAGGAGUUCUGUUGAUUGUUCAUUCUUUGGUUGAGAACGCUCUUCUCUUUUUGGUGCCUUAUGUUCUUCAGCUCGUCAAACUGUUGCUGUUUAUUAUAACCGAUGAAAAUCUGCCAGUUGAAUUUUGGGACAGCAAGCUGACUGCUGCACGAAUCUUGACUCAACUUUGCAGGCGUCACAUGUCAACAAUGAACUACUUACCGCACCACCUUCUAAAGGCCUACCAAGAAACUGUCGCUGACGAGACAAAGCCGCUAGCUUCUAUUUACGGAGCUGCGUUUGGAAUCUCUUGCCUUGGUGCCGAGCCAGCUCAUCAGAUAGUGUACCCUAUAUUACUGAAAAGGAUUGAAAGCAUCAAAGAAUCUAUCAGCUACUCAAAGGACUUGAAUCUGGUAAAAGAGUCACUCGUUACUUACGCACUCUUUCAGAGGAUAUCUUUAUUUUUACUUCGAACUGCUAUUCUGUCUCCUGCAAAUUCUACUGUCAACAAAACCGGUCGAUCUUCUGGCAGUAAUACGGUAGUAUCAACAGGACUUUUAUCAUCGCACAAAUACUUAAGCAUUUAUAAUGAAGUCUUUGAUUACUUUACGGAAGGCUUGAUAGCUCACACCCAGUGUCUAAAUGCGCCAGGCACCAAUCCUAGAAGCAUUUUUAACCCUUUCAAAGCAGCAAAUACCAAACAAACUAAUCUCAAACAAGGCAACAGUCCUGGAUUACUGAAUCAAGACAGACUGAAAUCAGAACUAGCUGCCAAUAUAGGUGGCCUGAAAACUGGACGCGUUGCAAAACCUGCCUUCAUAAAAGAAGUAUCGACAAGUUCCCAUAUAAAGAUGUCUUUACAGACAAGCAUUGGCGUGGUUGGUAGUGACUUCAGGUGGCGAAAGCGUAAAUUUUCCAAAGAUGUGAACGUAUUUGGUGCAGAAGAUAACAAUGACAAGUCUGAUGGACCAACGCAAAUUAAAAGGCCAAAACCAUCAAUUUCUAAGACUAAAACUUCAAGUGAAGUGAGGCGAAAGAAUGGUGGAGAGGCUGAAAUCGAACUAAGUCGGCUAAGCAAGAAGACCCGGCUGCGUUUGAUUGACUUGGCAAAGAUACCAGCGACUGUAGCAAUAUUGAUCUAGUGCUUUUUAAUCGAGCAAAAGCAAUAUGGUUCUUUCUUUGUAUAAAGCAAUAAUUAUGUUAAAUUUAGUUUAAACAGAAAGUUGUCUCUGUACCUUAGAUAUUUGGCUCCGGUAUUGAACCUUAAAUAUACGGCUCCGGUAUUGUUUUGGAUGCGGUAUUGCUUCUCGAAUAUUCAUGCUAAAUGUACCCGAUAGGAGGGAAAUCGGAAACGGUGGAAUCGGUGGUUGGGCAUUUAUCCUGAAGGCUGGGCAUUAGUCCCUCUCCUGAUCUUGCAAACAUUAACCACAUUUCUGCCUCUUUGCUAAGCCUCAAGUUUUCCUGCAAGCCUCUUGUCUGGAGCCCUUGUUAAUUAUUGCUUAUUGUUAUUGCUUAUUGAUGAUUAUUGAUUAGUGUUAGUGUACUCAUGAAUCCGGUCCUGAGGGCGGCAAGGGAGAGUGCUUCUUUAACACCGACUCUAAGUUGGUUCCAAAGCUUUGGUCCGCGAAAAGAAUAAACUCCUUUGUCCAUUAUUAGUUUUCUACAAUGGUAGCGAAAUGACAGUUAAAAUGGCAUGUAGCUUAAAUAUUGAUUAUGGCAUAAGUUUUGCGGUUUAAAGAAAAUUGCGACCAAAAAUUCAAACUUUUAUCUUCCUUACCACCGUUGUUUUGUCUUGCCAAUUUUGCCCGUCGAUUAAACAAAUUCCAACACGAGGAAAGUUUUAUCAAAGAAGUUAACAAUUUUCCCAUACAUUCCGAGUCUGUAUUAGUUUAUACCAUUUGUGCAGCUGCCAUUUGCCUUUAUUCGAUCUAGUGUUAUCAACAAUUUUGUGCUUGAAAAGCUAGAAUUAGAUGGAAAGUGUGCUAUCAGUCCACGUGGCCAAACCAAGUAUAGCAGAAUUUUCAAAACCAGCAGAUGAUCGCAGUCAAAAACUCAAUUUCCUUUUUGAUGUUUAAGUUUCCAAAGAGCAUUAUUUUUCACCUCAGAUAGUACAGUAUCUUUUUCGCCAUGAUUUAUUUUAUGCAACAGAUUUUUUUAUGUUUUUUAUGUGAAGCUUUCUUAUGUUUUAAGGCUUGAUUGACAAUUUUCACUGUUUUUAUUUUCAGCUCUGAAGCGUUUAGUAUUUUUCCAGUGUUUGGUUUCCUCCUCCUCACAGUUAUUUGCAGCACUCGUAACACCUUUUCCACAUAUUCCUUUGCAAGUAAUCUUCCUAUGUCGACAGCAUAGAGCAAAUAGCAUUUGGAGUUUUCAGAUUUAUCUAGGAGGAAGAAUCAAGGAUAGAAUUUAGAGAAUUUAAAGUUUUAAGAGUUUGGAUAAUGAUUUGCAGUGUGAAAUGAGCAUCUCUUUAGUGCCCACAAUAAAUAUAUUCCAGAAUCGAGCCAGAGAGAAACUGUGGACCUCCUUUGAACCAAAGCAUUUGAAUUACGACCAGUACGAUUUAACAAUGUAUUGCAGUUACGAGAAUUUUCACAGUCUAGGCCUAUUUUUCGAGUUCAAUUCCAGACCUAUUGAAAAUGCAAACUAAAUGGCAAUACAGAAAAGACCAAUUAACUAACAGGCAAAAUUGCACGAGCAAGAUUUGCAAGUAUGCAUGUGAGUGUAGGGACGAUAUCAUUAUGGUGCCAAUGGUAUGUUUAUUAAUAUACACCUGUUAUUUUUCCGCAUAUCUUUAGAACGUGAGCCUCAGGAAUUCAGAAGUGUUCUUUUUUCUCAACAAUACUUGUAUUAAGAAAUGGCAUUUUAGUUGGAUUCGAUGAAUUAAACACAAGACAAAUUUUCACAAAGCAGAAAAAAUCGUUCUCUCUCCAUUUGAAACAUCAAAUUGGUAUGAAUGUCGUUUCCCUUUUGCUUCGCAUUAUUUUUUUCCUAAGAGCAUUUAUCAGUUACCUAAAGUACCUAACGCACGCUUCAUGAAAUACUUCAUCUCAAUGUAAUGUUGAGAAUUUUGAAAUGUUUUAAAACACAGGGUCUACCUAAUGCGUCACCAGGCUUUUUCUCGCUGUUUUCCCAUCAACUUUGUUAUCAACAUAACCUACAGCAAAUCCUGUCUGCAAAUCUAUCCUGUUUCGUAGGCUUCUGUAGCUAGACUGAACCAGAUGCUUAUUUAAAAUGUGCUUCAUAUCGUGUUGAUGAUAUCAAGAAGCAUGAAGUUUCAUGAUAUUUUCUACUUGCUGGUUUUUGUGAAAAAAUGUGCCUAUCAUUGUUUCUCCUCUCGAGAAACAUACCACCUUCCAGUCUGUGUACUGGCAAGUGGGACGAAAGUUGAUCGCCUUUAUAUGAACAUUUCAUACCAUAUUCCAGCUUCAUCCCACCUUCCAGCGUUUAUAUGGAAAAAAUUCGACCCACCUCAGUGAGAUCCCACCUCUCGUGCAGUAUUUUCCAAAUAAAUGCAAGACGAAAUCUAUAGAACAACAUGAUCUCACCUCUCAGCUCACAGGCUAGGAGGUGGGAUGAUUUUAAACAUGCCCUGAUAAGGAUGUAUAAACGCAAAUGCUAAAGAUUUAUGCAUUAGAGGAUUUAAGAUAAACCCAGUUGUGGAUCGAAAUAGGCCAGUUGGAAAGCGAGCACAUGACUGUAAAGAUUAGAGGGCCUAAUUGAAAGGUAAAUGCAAUAUAAUAGAAGCCGUAUACAUUUACGAACUUUUCUCAUCAAACUGCCAUAUGCUUUGAGGGAACCGAAUAUGAUAAGACACACUAUUAACACCUGAAUUUUGUAGUCAGUGAUGUUAUUUCGUCUCUGGAAGUAUUUUUGCAGUUUGAAUGGCUAAUUCUUAGGGUUGUCUAUCGAUUUAAUAUGUUUAGUUUCAAUUGAUUUGUUAGCAGAUGUCCUUCAUCUGUAGAAAGAAAGAAUUCAACUUGAUAUUAAUAUAAUGCCAUUAAUGUUAAAUGGUGAAUUUUUAAAAUCUAGAAACGAUCAUUGUUUUGUUUAGGCAUCAUCAUCAUCUUGCAAGGUAACAUGCAACAGAUUUGUAGUUGAAACAUUUACAAAGAUUUAAUGGUUUUUAAGUACCUUUGAAAACUUUGAAAAUCUAUAGAAAAUCCUUAGAAAUCUCCAGGAAUUCAACAGGAAAUCCCGAAAUCUCUUCCAUAGCAGUAAAGACAUUUGAUGAUAAUUUCGAUUUGAAUCUGGCAAUAUAAGAGACUCACUAAGGUGAGAACUGAAAAGCCUUGCACGACCUACCCUUUACUCAAAUGCAAAUAUAGCCACUGAUAAAACAGUUAUGAUCCCGAGUACUACCACAAAGUUAUCUUGUAGGUCUUUUUCUAGUUUUGAGUUAAUUUUUCUCGUAGUUUAAUUUGACUUAAAAAUCAUGGUUUUGAGACUUUCUCUUCUUCUGGUAUUUGUCGAAAUAUCAUAGGAUCAUUCUAAAAUGACAUGAUAUGUAUUUACGUGAAUGAAGUCUGCAAAAUUUCAGUUUUAAACUCCGUCGUACGACAAGUGACAUUUUUUUAUCGUCUCCCCACCUCCCUCCCUUCAUUCAAUGUAUUUUACCACGGUGGAAAGACAAGCGUGAACAUGUCAAACUGUUGUCAAUCGAUUCUGGGAAAGUAGCUUCUUGCCUGUUUGCUGUCGAAUUAUGGCACAUGUUUGUUCUGUUAACAAGUAAGCCGAAGAUUUUUUUCUUGACGGUAAAAACUCUCUUUUGAUAUUGAUUGCGGUAUUUCCCCUAUUGCCCCAUUAAUCAUUCACCCAUUUGCAGAUAAUUAGUGGUUGAAGGACCAAAGGCUACACCUGCCUAAGGUUUUUUAUUAUCCAAAACCAUGCAGAUUCCCAUGCGAUUUUGACAUUUUUUGACGUUAUUCACGUUUUCAUAUUUCUUCCUAUUUUUAAAGCCUCUUCUUUUUA